UCCUUCUAUUCUGCAUUGCAAUCGCAUAAUCUGUGCCGCACUCACCGGAAGUGCUGCUCUUGGCCUACGCCCCACAGGGCAGCACUUUACUCGAAUGUUGUCUCCACUUUCAACUCACGCGUUCAAGAUCAGAUUAAAUUAAAAUAGGGAGAGAGAGGUCUAGCAUAAAAGCGUGAUUGCUUUCACCCUGACUAUCAUUCGUUUCGCCGCAAUCGCAGGGUAAACCUCAACCAUGAACACUCUGUCUGCUGUCGUUGUCCUCUCUAUGGUGGCCACCGCCAUGGCUGGCGUUGCCCUCCUGGGCGGCCACAGUUAUGGUGGAUUCGGUGGCUAUGGCGGAUUUGGUGGGUACGGUGGAUUCGGUGGCUACGGUGGAUUCGGCGGAUUCGGUGGAUCUAAGGUUGUUUCUGGCCCAUCCUACCUUGUCAACACUGUCCACAGUGUCCACAAGGUCAGCCACGGCGGAAGCUACCUCGGCCACUACGGGGGUGGAUUUGGCGGGUUCGGAGGCUACGGUGGUGGAUUUGGAGGCUACGGUGGCGGUUUCGGCCACGGCAGUGCCAUUCUCGUUGGACACGGUGGAUACGGAGGCGGAUAUGGAUUCGGUGGCGGUCAUGGCCACGGCUGGUGGUGAACGCCUACCACUACUGCAUAGGACUUCAACACCAAUUUCAUUACAGUGUACAAAAGCAUCAAUAACUGCGAAAAAUCUUCGAAGGAAGAACAGGUCGAGGAAACGAUUGAAAAUUAAUGUACGGAUAAAACAUGUAA
Messenger RNA from Ornithodoros turicata, 771 nucleotides. RefSeq lists its product as uncharacterized. NCBI's taxonomy places the organism in Eukaryota, Metazoa, Arthropoda, Arachnida, Ixodida, Argasidae. The record is from RefSeq and is a predicted model, not a curated record. The transcript has 3 exons. Bases 233 to 634 code for a protein of 133 amino acids.